This is a messenger RNA of Paramisgurnus dabryanus, 5220 nucleotides long. NCBI's taxonomy places the organism in Eukaryota, Metazoa, Chordata, Actinopteri, Cypriniformes, Cobitidae. The record is from RefSeq and is a predicted model, not a curated record.
GCACUUCUUUGCUUAAUCAUACUUCAGUUACACCAUUUAAGUUACUCAAUAAUCAGCUCUACAGGCAAAGAUUAAAUCUUAAAAUAAAAUAAGGAAGAAAAAAUGAAUGAUAAAAGCACUACCACUUCUAGUUACUUUCGCACGCAGGGAAAGGUGCAGGUAUACCGAUAUAAUGGAUGUGCUUGCAGUGUCGUUGGCUGUGGUUAUUAUUAACUUUCCUUUGCUAACAUUAUGUGAGCCACUAUACGUUCUCUUAGCUCCUAAUUUGCUGAGGGUGGGUUCCCCAGAGAACGUGUUUGUGGAUGCUCAGGAUUAUUCUGGAGAAGACCUGAACGUGAGGAUUGUGGUCAAGAACCACCCACGGCAAAACCUUGAGUUAGUGUCCAAAUCGGUCAAACUGACAAAGGACAAUGAUUUCCAACUCCUUACAGACAUUAAGAUUCCUGCUGAUAAAAGCGUCUUCUCUGAUGAUCCUCUGGAGAAGCAGUAUGUGGUUCUGCAGGCUCAUUUUCCAGGCAACGUUCUGGACAAAGUGGUCAGAGUGUCAUUCCAGUCUGGAUAUAUAUUUGUACAAACAGACAAACCCAUAUAUACACCUGCCAGUACAGUUAAUUUCAGGAUCUUCUCCUUAACUCCUGAUCAGCACCCGCUUGACGGCACUUCUAUCACAGUUAACAUAAUGAAUCCUCAAGGCAUCACCAUUGAAAGUUCUUCAUUCUUUCCAACUGGAGGAAUGAAGAGUGGUUCUUAUCCUUUACCUGAAAUCACCAACUAUGGGCUUUGGAAGUUAGUUGCAAAAUACACGGACACGCCACAAAAGAACUUCACUACAGAAUUUGAAGUGAUGGAGUAUGUGCUACCAACCUUUGAAGUGACUUUAAACCCAAGCAAAUCAUUCUUCUAUGUGAACGAGGACAGCCUGACAGUCGAUAUAGCAGCUAAGUACCUGUUUGGCCAGAAGUUGACAGGAAGUGCAUUCAUGAUAUUUGGCAUCGUAGACGAUGAACGAAAGUUGAGCAUCGCUGACUCACUGCAGAGGGUUCCGAUUUCUAAUGGAGAAGGAAGGGGAGAACUGACGAGACAAAUGAUUCAGGGCACCUUCCCAAACAUCGAGCAACUGGUCGGGAAAUCCAUCUACAUUACAGUCACCGUUUUAACAGAAACUGGCAGUGAAAUGGUAGAAGCACACAGGAGAGGCAUUCAGAUUGUGACUUCACCAUACACUAUCCACUUCAAGAGGACACCUCAGUUCUUCAAACCAGGGAUGUCUUUUGAUGUCUCGGUGUACGUGACAAAUCCUGACCAGACACCUGCUGUAAGUGUGGAAGUGGAAGUCAAUCCUGGAGGGGUCAGAGGUCGAACAAAAGCCAAUGGCAUUGCAAAGGUCACCAUCAACUCUCAAGGAGAUUCUUCGAAGCUGGAGAUCACCGCAAAGACCAAUGACAGACAAUUAGAAGAUAAGCAGCAGGCGGUGAAGACGAUGACGGCUCACGCUUACAAACCCAAAGGCGGCUCCAACAACUACCUGCAUAUUGGCAUUGAUGUGGCAGAGCUGGAGAUCGGUGAUCAGAUGAAGGUUAAUCUGAAUCUGGGGAAGGGUGCAGAAGUCCAAAAUCAGGAUUUCACCUACAUGAUUCAAAGUAAAGGGCAGAUUGUGAAUGCAGGCAGGUUUAAGAGAACCGGGCAGUCUCUGGUGACUCUGUCUCUACCUGUAACCAAAGACAUGUUGCCGUCCUUUCGCUUUGUGGCUUAUUAUCAUGUGGGCUCAUCUGAGGUGGUCUCUGAUUCAGUGUGGGUUGAUGUGAAGGACACGUGCAUGGGAAAGCUGAAAAUUGAGGUAAAGAACCAGGAACAAUAUGCCCCAGGUGACCCCAUCAGCCUGAGAAUAUCAGGAGAUCCCGGAGCUAAAGUUGGCCUGGUGGCUGUAGAUAAGGGUGUGUACGUCCUUAAUAACAAGCACAGACUCACUCAGACCAAGAUCUGGGAUGUCAUUGAGAAACAUGACACUGGUUGUACAGCAGGCAGUGGUAAAGACAGUAUGGGGGUUUUCUAUGAUGCUGGUUUGAUGUUUGAGUCCAGCACGGCUGGAGGAACCAGCAUCAGAACAAUAAAUGAGUGCAUUGCACCAUCUGAAAGAAGACGGAGAGGACUGAUUAUUCAGGAAUUACAAAGGAAUCUAACUGCUAAAUACUUUCACUCGUCUGAUCUAUUGAAAUGCUGUUUGGAUGGAAUGUAUCGGGAUAAUUAUCAGGUAGCAUACUCCUGUGAGCGGCGAGCCGCCUUCAUCCUCGAUGGAUAUGAAUGCGUCAACGCCUUUCUGGACUGCUGCAGGGAAUACGAAUUGCAUAACAAAGUCCUAGAUCCAAACGAAGAACAACUCCUGGCACGCAGUGAGGAAGACGAGUUUGACGAAAACCAAGAAGACAUUUUGGUCCGUACACAGUUUCCUGAAAGCUGGCUUUGGGAGGAGAUCAAACUACCAGCCUGUCCACCAAACCAGAUCUGCUAUGAAACUCCUUUUGUGAGAAAUGGGCUUUACCUGAAAGACUCCAUCACCACUUGGCAGAUCACAGCCAUCAGCAUGUCCAGAGCUAACGGUAUAUGCGUGGCAGAUCCUUAUGAGAUCACUGUCAAGAAAAUCUUCUUUAUUGAUCUGAGAAUGCCUUAUUCAGCUGUGCAGAACGAACAACUGGAAAUUAAAGCUAUCGUUCACAAUUAUAGUAAUAAAAAGCUAAAGGUUCACUUGACAUUUCAGACAUCAGAUGGUAUUUGCAGCAGUGCCAGUAAAAAACGCAAAAACAGGGUAACGGUUGCAGUCAACCCCAUGUCUUCUAAAGCUGUCCCGUUCGUGAUCAUUCCUAUGGAGCGAGAGAAUCAGUGGAUUGAAGUGAAGGCGUGGUGCUCUUAUUAUGAUGAUGGAAUCAGGAAGAACCUGAGGGUUGUGUCUGAAGGUGUUCUUACUGAAGUCGAGGAUACAGUUGUGGACCUUAACCCGUCAAAGUAUCCAGAUGGCCUGCAGAAGGUUGCCAUGAGGAGUGGCAUCCCAAAUCGAAGAGUCCCAUACACACCCGCAUCCACAUUCAUCACAGUACGAGGUGAGGAGAUCAGUCAAACAAUCGAACAGGCCAUCAGUGGAAAUUUCAUGGGACAGCUUAUUGUCCAGCCCAAUGGCUGUGGAGAGCAAAACAUGAUCUACAUGACUCUACCUGUUAUCGCCACUCAUUAUCUGGACAGCACAAAUCAGUGGGAGACUGUUGGCAUGGAGCGCCGUAAAGAAUCUAUUAACCAUAUCAACAAAGGUUAUCAGACAGAGCUGACCUUCCGGAAACCCGACGGCUCCUAUGCUGCCUGGACGCACAAUCCCAGCAGCACAUGGCUCACAGCAUAUGUGGCUAAAGUAUUUGCAAUGGCCAAUGACUUGAUUGAGAUACAGGAAAACGUUAUCUGCAGCGCCCUCAGAUGGUUAAUCACUAAACAGCAGGCAGAUGGCACGUUUACAGAGACUGGCCCGAUAUACCAAAGCGAGAUGACUGGUAACGUACAAGGUAGAGACUCGGACGCCUCUUUGACUGCGUUUGUCCUUAUCGCCAUGCAAGAGGGCAGCAGGAUUUGUGCUCAAUCUGUCCAUAAUCUUAAAGGCAGUAUGGACCAAGCCAUUCAGUACCUGACGCUCAGACUUUACAGUCUGACCAGUCGUUAUGCUGUCGCCAUGACUUCUUACGCUUUGGCUAACGCUGGCAAGCUCAAUAUAGACGUCUUGAUGAGAUACUCCAGCCAAAACAAAGACGGAAGGUUAUGGCAAGUUCCCGGGCAGCGCUAUCACUCCCUUGAGGCCACAGGCUAUGCUGCACUUGCCUUGGUGAAGGCCAAGGAUUUUGAGAAAGCAGGUCAGGCUGUGCGCUGGCUAGCGAAGCAGCAAACCCGCUACGGAGGUUACGGCACAACACAGGCUACAAUCAUGGUGUUUCAGGCUGUGGCUGAGUACCGAAUUCAGAUAAAGAAAAAUACAGCUGUUAAUUUAAACCUGGACCUUUCUAUAGAAGAGAGGAAAAGUCCAAUCAGCUGGACUUUCCAAAAUUCCAACUUGCGCACUACACGCUCGGAAAAGUUUGAUAUCACCAGGAGCUUCAACAUGACGGUUCAAGGGAAGGGAGUGGCCACUCUCUCUGUGUUUUCUCUGUAUUACGCUUUACCGGAAGAGAAUGAAAACGACUGUAAAGUCUUCGAUCUCAACGUGAAGAUGGAGAAAGAGCUCUUAGUUUCUUAUCCAGGGGCCACUGAAAGUUACAAGUUUACCCUUGAAUACAUUUUUAAGGAUGCUGAAAGAGAUUCUACCAUGAGCAUUUUUGAUAUCGGCUUGCUUACGGGGUUUAAGGUGGAUGAACACGAUCUUAAAAAGUUGUAUAGUAGGAAAGAUAAAUACAUUCAGAACUUUGAGUUGGACAAAGAGCUUUCAGAAAGAGGAUCUCUGAUCAUAUACAUAGAUAAGAUAUCUCAUAAAGAGAGGGAAAUGAUUGCUUUCAGAAUCCAUAAGAUGAAUGAAGUGGGCAUGUUGCAGCCCGCUGGAGUCACUCUUUAUGAAUACAACUCUCCAGAUAAGCGCUGUGUGAAGUUUUACCAUCCUCAGAAGAAAGACGGAUCUCUGAAUCGACUCUGCAGCGAGUCGUUGUGCCAGUGUGCAGAAGAGAACUGCAGUCUGCAAAAGAGAGGAAAUAUUGACAUUAAGGCAACGCGUGAAGAACAGGCCUGUGUACCUGAAAUUGAGUAUGUUUAUAAAACCAGGGUGGAGGCUGUUGACUUUUCAGUGUACGCAGACAUCUAUAACAUGACCAUUGAAGAAGUACUAAAGGAAGGCACUGAUCCGGCUGUUGAAGGAACCAUAAGAUCUUUCCUAGCUCACCCUCACUGCAGACAGUUUCUGAAUUUUAAAAAGGGCAAGACCUACCUCAUCAUGGGCAAAACCAAAACUCUUCCCAAAAUUGGUGGAAGAUUGAGGUAUCAUCUGGGUGAGGACACCUGGAUUGAAUACUGGCCAACAGCUGUGGAGGGGCAGACGGAAACAUACAAAGACAAGUACAACGACAUUACCACACUCGCCAAGAAGCUCACCUUGGAUGGAUGUACCACUUAAAUAUAUUAAUUAGCUGAAAUUUAGUCAUUUCUAAUGGCUUUGAAUGCUGCCAGGUGCCAACUUUGCUUUUUAUUCCAAUGUAUUUACAG